This is a messenger RNA of Jatropha curcas, 1074 nucleotides long. RefSeq lists its product as uncharacterized. Gene Ontology annotation, biological process: shoot system development; root development. The record is from RefSeq and is a predicted model, not a curated record. NCBI's taxonomy places the organism in Eukaryota, Viridiplantae, Streptophyta, Magnoliopsida, Malpighiales, Euphorbiaceae.
GCUAUAUAUAUAUAUAUAUAUAUAUAUACUUGGUCCGAUACCAAGUGCAUUUCAGAAUUCAAGAACUCGUUUUUUUCUUGCAGAAAAGAAAAGAAAAAAGAUGUCUGCCUUUGUUCAAAUCUCUAAAACCACUAGCCAUGUUCGUUCCAGCAGUUUGCCUUCCAAAACUCAUCCUCUAGCUGCAAGCGUUGAGGAGCAGUUGAUCAGGCUGAAAGCAUCAGAAUCAGUAUGCUAUAAAUUAAGUGGCCUCAAAUAUUUAUACGAGAGAGUAGAUGAUUUCUUGCCACUCGCCCAGCAGGCUUUUGCUCGCCAACAUCAAGAUAAAUGUUUAGAGGAAAUGGUAGAUGGAUCUCUACGUUUACUUGAUAUGUGCAGCGCUACAAGAGAUGUUUUGUCACAAAUGAAGGAAUGCGUCCAGCAGCUUGAAUCUUCUCUGAGGAGAAAAAGAGGCGCAGAUUCGAGCAUGCAAAAUGAAGUUCAUGUUUAUAUGAACUCCAGAAAAAGAUUGAAUAAAGUAAUUUCCAAGUGUUUUGGAAAUUUGAAGAAAAUGGAAAGUAACUGCUCAAAAUUGCCUUUAGAUAAGGACUCGGAAUUGGCUAUUGCGGUUAGAAUGCUAAAAGAAGUUGAAGAAAUUUGCCUCACAGUGUUUGGAUCACUCUUAUCUACUAUCUUUGGACCUAAAGCAAGAUCAAGAACGGGUAAAUGGUCUAUAGUCUCAAAAUUACUGGAACCCAAGCAGAUUUCAUGCCAAGGACAAGAUGAUUCCAUUGAAGUUGAAAAGAUAGAAACAGAAUUGCUUGCUAUGAUUGGCAAGACACUCAACAUUGUAGAAAUGGAAAAUGUAAUGAAGGGACUAGAAGCACUAGAGUCUAACUUCAAACAAAUGGAGGAAGAAUUGGAGUGUGUCUAUAGGCAGUUAUUAAAAAACAGAGUUUCUCUCCUUAACAUGCUUAACUACUAAAUGUAAAUCACAAUUAUAUAUAUACAUAUACUGAAAGUUGUAUCAAACUCGAUAUGAAUAUAUUGAAAUGAAGAAAUCUAUCUCAAAAUCUCCUUUUUUUUUUUUUUUUUUUU